Onthophagus taurus is the source of this 2335-nucleotide messenger RNA. RefSeq names its product nonsense-mediated mRNA decay factor SMG8. The record is from RefSeq and is a predicted model, not a curated record. Lineage: Eukaryota; Metazoa; Arthropoda; Insecta; Coleoptera; Scarabaeidae. Gene Ontology annotation, biological process: nuclear-transcribed mRNA catabolic process, nonsense-mediated decay.
CUUAUCUUUAUAACCUAUAAAACCAAAACAGCUACAUAACCUCAUUUUUAAUUGUCAAAAUAUUAAAAUAAAAAUGAGAAAGAAAUUUGUACUGCCGAAUAUCUCUUUUAAUGACCAGACAGAAGAUUCAAAUGGUAUCGUUGUGGUUGCUAUCAUUGGAAAGUCUGCUUUAAAUACCAAUGGGUUAAAAGUAAAAUCCUUAGGUCGCAUGUUUUCAUCAAGUGAUCACCAUAAAUCAGAAAGUACAAUUGAAGGUUUUUAUGAUGAAGAAAAACGCACGAUUUAUCUUCAUGCUUUCACAUUGAUGGACACUAAUUGUUUUUUGGAACAUUAUGAAAAUCUGGUUGAAAAAAAUAAAGAAACUAAUUUCUUAUCAAUAUAUGACCAAGUUAAAAGUUCCUUUGCAAAAACUAUGCUAAUUUUAUUCCAUGUUAGUCAUAUAGUUGUUUUAAGCCACCCAGGAAGUACUUUUGAUGUCAAUUUUAUACAAUAUUUUAAAGCAGUUGAUAGUUUAAGACAAAAAUUACUCAGUGACAUAAGUGACUCAUUAAAAAACAUUGAAAGUGUAAGCGAUGAGUGGAUUUUAAAUGGAAGAAUGUGUACCCCAAGAUUGUUAUUUUAUUUUGAACAAAGCCCCAAAAAUGUUACUAAUUUAAAAAAACUUGAGCAUAAUACCGAAGAUAAAAUUUACCAAAUUUUAAAGAAAACCCGUAUUGUUAACAAUUGUACUUCGUUAUUUGCAAUUCCUUUGAAUCAAGAAUUUGUAUUUAUGUCUACUGAAGGUUCUAACGACCGUCUUGGAAACGCGGUUCGAAGUCUAAUUCAAAGCUGCCAACCUGGAGCAACAUUAAUAAUAGAACCCCCAUUUUGCGUUCAAAUAGACAACGGUAAAAAAAGUUUUUCUCGUUUCCUCCAAGUACACAUUCAACAAGCCAAAGAAAAAGGUUUUGAUGAUAUUGUUGCAUCAAUGCGAUUAAUUUCUUUCCAACCCUGUCAUUUUGAACUUCCUAAAUUACACGUUUGGGUGCAAGUUUGCAAAACUAUUUAUGCAUUAGUAACGAAUGAUUCAGAAAAAUUGGUGCAAAAUUUAUGCACUGAUACUAGAUUUUCUGAACAACGAUGUGAAAAAGUAUUUCCCAUCGCUAUUGCGAGAUACCAAGAAGGUUUACCAAGUCAUUAUAGCAGAGGUGUACAUGAAACGAGGCUUGGUAUUGCUUUAAAUUUAUUCGCGGCUCAAGCUCGUGGGCCUAAAUUUGAAGAAUAUCGUGCAAAAAUCGUUGGAAAUUGUAAAACUUAUUGGGAAAAUUCCCGACAACUUUGCGAAUCACCAUCUUUAACAGGAAAUCCAUGCACUUUACCUAAACAUAAUGACGAACUAGAACACAAUAGCGGUGUUAGAUAUAUCGCAGCAUGUGAUUGUGGCAGAAUACAAAGACCGCGUGAAGAUCCUUACACAACAGUUUUAGCUAAUCACGUAUUUUUUAAACAAGCUUCAAAAGAAUGCGCUUGUUCUGGUUUAGAUCGAAUCGAAUUUGAAAUGAAAGAUAAAAAUUUAGAAUUUGAAACUGAAUUGAAACAAAGAGAAGUUUCUUCAGCGAUGUUAACAACAAUUUCACCAAGGUCGUUCGUCCCAGAUUUUUCUUCUUGGUCUUUAGUUUGUUUGGGCCCCUCAUCUUUAUACAGCCAUAAUUUAGGAUUAUUGGAAGCCCAUCAACCGGGAUUUUUAAAUUCAACCAAUUAUCUUUUACCUUGGGAUGUUGUCGUUUAUAGCAAACCAAAACCGAUUAUUUCUUUAGAUCAACAUCUUGAUCCACAAAAAUUUUUAUUACGUCAAAAACGUAUUCGAACGAAUAAUACUCGAGUACCACAAUUUACGGUUAAAGUAUUUAUUGGGGUUGAGUAUGAAUGUCCAAGAGGUCAUCGAUUUAUGUUAGCUGCACCUGAUCGAGUUUUAAGAGCUACUCCUGGAUCUAUUGUUAAGGACACUGGGCAUAAAAUAACAGAAUCUGAUAUGCCUUUGUAUUAUCCAUGUCCUUGUAGACCAACAAAACCUCUUACAGCUCAAUUAAUGAGAUUACAUGUUGUUACACCAAAAGCUUCUGUUUAUGUUACAGUAAAUCCAAGGGUACAACCAGCGGCUGGUUCUCCGAUUUUUAUAGCAACAGAAGAUGGCCCAACAGCUUUAACACAAUCAACUUAUUGGGUUAUGAGAUUACCCUUUAUUUAUUCAACUGAUAAAGAGAAUUUUACUGAAAAUCAUUCUGGAAGAUUGUUACAGGGUGUUUUUGCUGUUAAUAAAAUUGAACAGUAAUAAUUAAUAAAAUGUUUUAUUAGA